Messenger RNA from Schistosoma bovis, 1860 nucleotides. The record is from the annotation of a GenBank genome assembly. NCBI's taxonomy places the organism in Eukaryota, Metazoa, Platyhelminthes, Trematoda, Strigeidida, Schistosomatidae.
AUGAUUAUUGUAUCUUCGAAUAUAUACAUCAAUUGUAUUCCUAUAUCAAAUAAUAUAUGGACAUUGAAACAAAAUACCGGUUCAUUUCAAUCACAAAGUCAAGUACAAACAUUUAAUACAAGUGGACAUUCAAUUCAAAAACAAAGUCAAACACAAUCAUUUACUAACAAUUACAACAAUGGACAACAAAUUAUUCAGCAGCAAAUUCAACAACAAAAUCAACAAUUCAAUUCAAUGCAAUCACAAGCUCAACAUCAAUCGAUAAAUUCUGGAAACUUGCAACCAAUAAAUACAUUACCAAUGAUUAUUCAACCAAACCAAAAUGAUGAUUUACAAAUUUCAGCUGAUCAAACACAACAACCAUUCGAUUCACAGAUAUAUAAUCAACCAGAAUUACCUAGUCAGUCACGAAAUAGCGUUGGUCAUUCAAUAACUGAUAAUCAUCAUCAACAACAACAAGAACAAUCAACAGAACUACCUCAGGAAUAUCAGGAUAGUGAAAUACAACGAACACAACGAAUUCAGAAUGAAGCAAAUUCUCAAAAACUCGAUUCAUCGUCACAAUCCGAUCAGUCACAAUCUAAUGUUGAUGAUUUGCUAUUGGUACAACCACCAUUAUCUGAACAGUUUCGAGUAUUACAGAAUGGUCAAAAUCAAUCAUCACAACCGUCACAGUCUGGAAUCGACUCACAACGUCAACCCGAUUCAUCACCACAAUCCGAUCAGUCACAAUCCAAUGUUGAUGGUUGGCUAUUGGUACAACCAUCAUUAUCUGAACAGUUUCGAGCAAUACAGAAUGGUCAAAAUCAAUCAUCACAACCGUUACAGCCUGGAAUCGACUCACAACGUCAACCCGAUUCAUCGCCACAAUCCGAUCAGUCACAAUCCAAUGUUGAUGGUUGGCUAUUGGUACAACCAUCAUUAUCUGAACAGUUUCGAGCAAUACAGAAUGGUCAAAAUCAAUCAUCACAACCGUUACAGCCUGGAAUCGACCCACAACGUCAACCCGAUUCAUCACCACAAUCCGAUCAGUCACAAUCCAAUGUUGAUGGUUUGCUAUUGGCACAGCCACCAUUAUCUGAACAGUUUCGAGUAUUACAGAAUGGUCAAAAGCAAUCAUCACAACCGUCACAGUCUGGAAUCGACUCACAACGUCAACCCGAUUCAUCGCCACAAUCCGAUCAGUCACAAUCCAAUGUUGAUGGUUGGCUAUUGGUACAACCAUCAUUAUCUGAACAGUUUCGAGCAAUACAGAAUGGUCAAAAUCAAUCAUCACAACCGUCACAGUCUGGAAUCGACUCACAACGUCAACCCGAUUCAUCACCACAAUCCGAUCAGUCACAAUCCAAUGUUGAUGGUUGGCUAUUGGUACAACCACCAUUAUCUGAACAGUUUCGAGCAAUACAGAAUGGUCAAAAUCAAUCAUCACAACCGUUACAGCCUGGAAUCGACUCACAACGUCAACCCGAUUCAUCGCCACAAUCCGAUCAGUCACAAUCCAAUGUUGAUGGUUGGCUAUUGGUACAACCAUCAUUAUCUGAACAGUUUCGAGCAAUACAGAAUGGUCAAAAUCAAUCAUCACAACCGUUACAGCCUGGAAUCGACUCACAACGUCAACCCGAUUCAUCGCCACAAUCCGAUCAGUCACAAUCCAAUGUUGAUGGUUUGCUAUUUGUACAACCACAAUCGUUUGAUCUGUUCCAAGUAUCCGAUUCACCGAUUCCUAAUGUGUCAAAUCCAAUAGUUGACCAGCAUUCGGAAUUUGACAAUUCAUUCUCUAGUGAACCGACACAGUCACUCGAAUCUCAUCUACCUCCAGAUUCUCCAUUAUCCGGUCAACAGCUCCAGCGACUACAAUAA